This is a messenger RNA of Piliocolobus tephrosceles (Ugandan red Colobus), 11123 nucleotides long. RefSeq names its product neurobeachin (gene NBEA). The transcript has 58 exons. NCBI's taxonomy places the organism in Eukaryota, Metazoa, Chordata, Mammalia, Primates, Cercopithecidae. The record is from RefSeq and is a predicted model, not a curated record. Gene Ontology annotation, biological process: intracellular protein localization. Gene Ontology annotation, cellular component: cytosol; membrane. Gene Ontology annotation, molecular function: protein kinase binding. The coding region runs from base 528 to 9368 and encodes 2946 amino acids.
GGCAGGGGGCGGCAACAUGGCGGAGUGAGCGGCGGCGUCGGGGCUUCACAACAACAGUGGCGCCCGUAGCAGCGGCGGCAGCAGCGUCAAUAGCAUCGGCCACAGCCUGAGCUUCAGCACCGGCCAGCGUCGUGGCCAGCUGCUCGCGUCCUAGGGCUUCUCGGAGCGGCGGCAGCAUCUCCGCGGGGGGCGGGCCGGGCCGGACGGACCGGGAGAGGGAGAGAGCAGAGGCAGCGGCGGCGGCAGCGGCAGCGGCACACCUGCUGGGCGGGCACGGCCGCUUGCCCGGCAGCGGUUAGCGGUACCGCCACCGCCGAGAAUAAGCCUGCGGAUCCCCCGCCGCCUCCGCGGGGGAGAGCGCCGGAGCGGGCCGGGCUGAGACGCAGGCGGGGAGCGGGCCCGGCGCGGCGGCGCUGGUGGAUGCUGGGGCUCCGAGGCGACGGCCGGGGGGCGGGGGCCGAGGCAGGUAUAACGGUACCGGCGGCGGCAGCGCCGCUGCUCUUCCCUUCUCCUCAGGAGGGGGGCCAAUGGCUAGCGAGAAGCCGGGCCCAGGCCCGGGGCUCGAGCCUCAGCCCGUGGGGCUCAUUGCCGUCGGGGCCGCUGGCGGAGGCGGCGGGGGCAGCGGCGGUGGCGGCACCGGGGGCAGCGGGAUGGGGGAGCUAAGGGGGGCGUCCGGCUCCGGCUCGGUGAUGCUCCCCGCGGGGAUGAUUAACCCUUCGGUGCCGAUCCGCAACAUCCGGAUGAAAUUCGCAGUGUUGAUUGGACUCAUACAGGUCGGAGAGGUCAGCAACAGGGACAUCGUGGAGACGGUGCUCAACCUGCUGGUUGGUGGAGAAUUUGACUUGGAGAUGAACUUUAUUAUCCAGGAUGCUGAGAGUAUAACAUGCAUGACAGAGCUUUUGGAGCACUGUGAUGUAACAUGUCAAGCAGAAAUAUGGAGCAUGUUUACAGCCAUUCUACGAAAAAGUGUUCGGAAUUUACAGACUAGCACAGAAGUUGGGCUAAUUGAACAAGUAUUGCUGAAAAUGAGUGCAGUAGAUGACAUGAUAGCAGAUCUUCUAGUUGAUAUGUUGGGGGUUCUUGCCAGCUACAGCAUCACUGUCAAGGAGUUGAAGCUUUUGUUCAGCAUGCUUCGAGGAGAAAGUGGAAUCUGGCCAAGACAUGCAGUAAAAUUAUUAUCAGUUCUUAAUCAGAUGCCACAGAGACACGGUCCUGAUACUUUUUUCAAUUUCCCUGGUUGUAGUGCUGCGGCAAUUGCCUUGCCUCCUAUUGCAAAGUGGCCUUAUCAGAAUGGCUUCACCUUAAACACUUGGUUUCGUAUGGAUCCAUUAAAUAACAUUAAUGUCGAUAAGGAUAAACCUUAUCUUUAUUGUUUUCGUACUAGCAAAGGAGUUGGUUACUCCGCUCAUUUUGUUGGCAACUGUUUAAUAGUCACAUCAUUGAAGUCCAAAGGAAAAGGUUUUCAGCAUUGUGUGAAAUAUGAUUUUCAGCCACGCAAGUGGUACAUGAUCAGCAUUGUCCACAUUUACAAUCGAUGGAGGAACAGUGAAAUUCGGUGUUAUGUUAAUGGACAGCUGGUAUCUUAUGGUGAUAUGGCUUGGCAUGUUAACACAAAUGAUAGCUAUGACAAGUGCUUUCUUGGAUCAUCAGAAACUGCUGAUGCAAAUAGGGUAUUCUGUGGUCAACUUGGUGCCGUGUAUGUGUUCAGUGAAGCACUCAACCCAGCACAGAUAUUUGCAAUUCAUCAGUUAGGACCUGGAUAUAAGAGUACCUUCAAGUUUAAAUCUGAGAGUGAUAUUCAUUUGGCAGAACAUCAUAAACAGGUUUUAUAUGAUGGAAAACUUGCAAGUAGCAUUGCCUUUACAUAUAAUGCUAAGGCCACUGAUGCUCAACUCUGCCUGGAAUCAUCACCAAAAGAGAAUGCAUCAAUUUUUGUGCAUUCCCCACAUGCUCUAAUGCUUCAGGAUGUGAAAGCGAUAGUAACACAUUCAAUUCAUAGUGCAAUUCAUUCAAUUGGAGGGAUUCAAGUGCUUUUUCCACUUUUUGCCCAAUUGGAUAAUCGGCAGCUCAACGACAGUCAAGUGGAAACAACUGUCUGUGCUACUCUUUUGGCAUUCCUGGUUGAACUACUUAAAAGUUCAGUAGCCAUGCAAGAACAGAUGCUGGGUGGAAAAGGCUUUUUAGUCAUUGGCUACUUACUUGAAAAGUCAUCAAGAGUUCAUAUAACUAGAGCUGUCUUGGAGCAAUUUUUGUCUUUUGCAAAAUACCUUGAUGGUUUAUCUCAUGGAGCACCUUUGCUGAAGCAGCUUUGUGAUCACAUUUUAUUUAACCCAGCCAUCUGGAUACAUACACCUGCAAAGGUUCAACUUUCCCUAUACACAUAUUUGUCUGCUGAAUUUAUUGGAACUGCUACCAUCUACACGACCAUACGCAGAGUAGGAACAGUAUUACAGCUAAUGCACACCUUAAAAUAUUACUACUGGGUUAUUAAUCCUGCUGACAGUAGUGGCAUUACACCUAAAGGAUUAGAUGGUCCCCGGCCAUCACAAAAAGAAAUUAUAUCACUGAGGGCAUUUAUGCUACUUUUUCUGAAACAGCUCAUACUGAAGGAUCGAGGGGUCAAGGAAGAUGAACUUCAGAGUAUAUUAAAUUACCUACUUACGAUGCAUGAGGAUGAAAAUAUUCAUGAUGUGCUACAGUUACUAGUGGCUUUAAUGUCAGAACACCCAGCCUCAAUGAUACCAGCAUUUGAUCAAAGAAAUGGAAUAAGGGUGAUCUACAAAUUACUGGCUUCUAAAAGUGAAAGUAUUUGGGUUCAAGCUUUGAAGGUUCUGGGAUACUUUCUGAAGCAUUUAGGUCACAAGAGAAAAGUUGAAAUUAUGCACACCCAUAGUCUUUUCACUCUUCUUGGAGAAAGGCUGAUGUUGCAUACAAACACUGUGACUGUCACCACAUACAACACACUUUAUGAGAUCUUGACAGAGCAAGUAUGUACUCAGGUCGUACACAAACCACAUCCAGAGCCAGAUUCUACAGUGAAAAUUCAGAAUCCAAUGAUUCUUAAAGUGGUGGCAACUUUGUUAAAAAACUCUACACCAAGCGCAGAGCUGAUGGAAGUUCGUCGUUUAUUUUUAUCGGAUAUGAUAAAACUUUUCAGUAACAGCCGUGAAAAUAGAAGAUGCUUAUUGCAGUGUUCAGUGUGGCAGGAUUGGAUGUUUUCUCUUGGCUAUAUCAAUCCUAAAAAUUCUGAGGAACAGAAGAUUACUGAAAUGGUCUACAAUAUCUUCCGGAUUCUUUUGUAUCAUGCAAUAAAAUAUGAAUGGGGAGGCUGGAGAGUCUGGGUGGAUACGCUGUCAAUAGCCCAUUCCAAGGUCACUUAUGAAGCUCAUAAGGAAUACCUAGCCAAAAUGUAUGAAGAAUAUCAAAGACAAGAAGAGGAAAACAUUAAAAAAGGAAAGAAAGGGAAUGUGAGCACCAUCUCUGGUCUUUCAUCACAAACAACGGGAGCAAAAGGUGGAAUGGAAAUUCGAGAGAUAGAAGAUCUUUCACAAAGCCAGAGCCCAGAAAGUGAGACCGAUUACCCUGUCAGCACAGAUACUCGAGACUUACUCAUGUCAACAAAAGUGUCAGAUGAUAUUCUUGGAAAUUCAGAUAGACCAGGAAGUGGUGUACAUGUGGAAGUACAUGAUCUUUUAGUAGACAUAAAAGCAGAGAAAGUGGAAGCAACAGAAGUAAAGCUCGAUGAUAUGGAUUUAUCACCAGAGACUUUAGUAGGUGGAGAGAAUGGUGCCCUUGUGGAGGUUGAAUCUCUGUUAGAUAAUGUGUAUAGUGCUGCUGUUGAGAAACUCCAGAACAAUGUACAUGGAAGUGUUGGUAUCAUUAAAAAAAAUGAAGAAAAGGAUAAUGGUCCGUUGAUAACAUUAGCAGAUGAGAAAGAAGACCUUCCCAAUAGUAGUACAUCAUUUCUCUUUGAUAAAAUACCCAAACAGGAAGAAAAACUACUUCCUGAACUUUCUAGCAAUCACAUUAUUCCAAAUAUUCAGGACACACAAGUACAUCUUGGUGUUAGUGAUGAUCUUGGAUUGCUUGCUCACAUGACUGGUAGUGUAGACUUAACUUGUGCAUCUAGUAUAAUAGAAGAAAAAGAGUUCAAAAUCCAUACAACUUCAGAUGGAAUGAGCAGUAUUUCUGAAAGAGACUUAGCGUCAUCAACUAAGGGGCUGGAGUAUGCUGAAAUGACUGCUACAACUCUGGAAACUGAGUCUUCUAGUAGCAAAAUUGUACCAAAUAUUGAUGCAGGAAGUAUAAUUUCAGAUACUGAAAGGUCUGACGAUGGCAAAGAAUCAGGAAAAGAAAUCCGAAAAAUCCAAACAACUACUACGACACAAGCUGUGCAGGGUCGGUCUAUCACCCAACAAGACCGAGAUCUCCGAGUUGAUUUAGGAUUUCGAGGAAUGCCAAUGACUGAAGAACAGCGGCGCCAGUUUAGCCCAGGUCCACGGACUACAAUGUUUCGUAUUCCUGAGUUUAAAUGGUCUCCAAUGCACCAGCGGCUUCUCACUGAUUUGCUAUUUGCAUUAGAAACCGACGUACAUGUCUGGAGGAGCCAUUCCACAAAGUCUGUAAUGGAUUUUGUCAAUAGCAAUGAAAAUAUUAUUUUUGUACAUAACACAAUUCACCUCAUUUCCCAAAUGGUAGACAACAUCAUCAUUGCUUGUGGAGGAAUUUUACCUUUGCUCUCUGCUGCUACAUCACCAACUGGUUCUAAGACGGAAUUGGAAAAUAUUGAAGUGACACAAGGCAUGUCAGCUGAGACAGCCGUAACUUUCCUCAGCCGGCUGAUGGCUAUGGUUGAUGUACUUGUGUUUGCAAGCUCUCUAAAUUUUAGUGAGAUUGAAGCUGAGAAAAAUAUGUCUUCUGGAGGUUUAAUGCGACAGUGCCUGAGAUUAGUUUGUUGUGUUGCUGUGAGAAACUGUUUAGAAUGUCGGCAAAGACAGAGAGACAGGGGAAAUAAAUCUUCCCAUGGAAGCAGUAAACCUCAGGAAGUUCCCCAAAGUGUGACUGCCACAGCAGCUUCGAAGACUCCAUUGGAAAAUGUUCCAGGUAACCUUUCUCCUAUUAAGGAUCCUGAUAGACUUCUUCAGGAUGUUGAUAUCAAUCGCCUUCGUGCUGUUGUCUUUCGGGAUGUGGAUGAUAGCAAACAGGCACAGUUCUUAGCUCUGGCUGUUGUUUACUUCAUUUCGGUUCUGAUGGUUUCCAAGUAUCGUGACAUAUUAGAACCUCAGAGAGAGACUACAAGAACUGGAAGCCAACCAGGUAGAAACAUCAGACAAGAAAUAAAUUCACCAACAAGUACAGUUGUGGUCAUACCAUCUAUCCCUCAUCCAAGUUUGAACCAUGGAUUCCUUGCCAAGUUAAUUCCUGAGCAGAGCUUUGGCCACUCAUUUUACAAAGAAACACCUGCUGCAUUUCCAGACACUAUAAAAGAAAAGGAAACACCAACUCCUGGUGAAGAUAUUCAGCCAGAAAGUUCAAUUCCCCAUACAGAUUCAGGAAUUGGAGAGGAGCAAGUGGCUACCAUUCUGAAUGGGGCAGAAUUAGAAGCAAGUACAGGCCCUGAUGCCAUGAGUGAACUCUUAUCCACUUUGUCAUCCGAAGUGAAGAAAUCACAAGAGAGCUUAACUGAAAAUCCCAGUGAAACAUUGAAGCCUGCACCAUCCAUAUCUAGCAUUAGUCAAACCAAAGGCAUCAAUGUCAAGGAAAUACUGAAAAGUCUUGUGGCUGCUCCAGUUGAAAUUGCAGAAUGUGGCCCUGAACCUAUCCCAUACCCAGAUCCAGCGUUGAAGAGAGAAGCACAAGCUAUUCUUCCUAUGCAGUUUCAUUCCUUUGACAGGAGUGUUGUGGUGCCUGUAAAGAAGCCACCUCCAGGUAGUUUAGCUGUAACCACUGUGGGAGCCACUACUGCUGGAAGUGGGCUGCCAACAGGCAGUACCUCUAAUAUAUUUGCUGCUACUGGAGCUACACCAAAAAGUAUGAUUAAUACAACAGGUGCCGUGGAUUCAGGGUCCUCCUCCUCUUCCUCCUCUUCUAGUUUUGUGAAUGGUGCUACCAGCAAAAACCUUCCAGCUGUACAAACAGUUGCUCCAAUGCCAGAAGAUUCAGCUGAAAAUAUGAGCAUCACUGCAAAACUUGAAAGAGCUUUAGAAAAAGUUGCUCCUCUUCUUCGUGAAAUUUUUGUAGACUUUGCCCCAUUCCUAUCUCGUACACUUCUUGGCAGUCAUGGACAAGAGCUAUUGAUAGAAGGCCUUGUUUGUAUGAAGUCCAGCACAUCUGUGGUUGAGCUUGUUAUGCUGCUUUGUUCUCAGGAAUGGCAAAACUCUAUUCAGAAGAAUGCAGGACUUGCAUUUAUUGAGCUCAUCAAUGAAGGAAGAUUACUGUGCCAUGCUAUGAAGGACCAUAUAGUUCGUGUUGCAAAUGAAGCUGAGUUUAUUUUGAACAGACAGAGAGCUGAAGAUGUACAUAAACAUGCAGAGUUUGAGUCACAGUGUGCCCAGUAUGCUGCUGAUAGAAGAGAGGAAGAAAAGAUGUGUGACCAUCUGAUCAGUGCUGCGAAACAUCGAGACCACGUAACAGCAAAUCAGCUGAAACAGAAGAUUCUCAAUAUUCUCACAAAUAAACAUGGUGCUUGGGGAGCAGUUUCUCAUAGCCAAUUGCAUGAUUUCUGGCGUUUGGAUUACUGGGAAGAUGAUCUUCGUCGAAGGAGACGAUUUGUUCGCAAUGCGUUUGGCUCCACUCAUGCUGAGGCAUUGCUCAAAGCUGCAAUAGAAUAUGGCACGGAAGAAGAUGUAGUAAAGUCAAAGAAAACAUUCAGAAGUCAAGCAAUAGUGAACCAGAAUGCAGAGACAGAACUUAUGCUGGAAGGAGACGAUGAUGCAGUCAGUCUACUACAGGAGAAAGAAAUUGACAACCUUGCAGGCCCAGUGGUUCUCAGCACCCCUGCCCAGCUCAUCGCUCCCGUGGUGGUGGCCAAGGGGACUCUCUCCAUCACCACGACAGAAAUCUACUUCGAGGUAGAUGAGGAUGAUUCCGCCUUCAAGAAGAUCGACACUAAAGUUCUUGCGUACACUGAGGGACUUCACGGAAAAUGGAUGUUCAGCGAGAUACGAGCUGUAUUUUCAAGACGUUACCUUCUGCAAAACACUGCUUUGGAAGUAUUUAUGGCAAACCGAACCUCAGUUAUGUUUAAUUUCCCUGAUCAAGCAACAGUAAAAAAAGUUGUCUAUAGCUUGCCUCGGGUUGGAGUAGGGACCAGCUAUGGUUUGCCACAAGCCAGGAGGAUAUCAUUGGCCACUCCUCGACAGCUUUAUAAAUCUUCCAAUAUGACUCAGCGCUGGCAAAGAAGGGAAAUUUCAAACUUCGAAUAUUUGAUGUUCCUUAAUACUAUUGCAGGACGGACAUAUAAUGAUCUGAACCAAUAUCCAGUAUUUCCGUGGGUGUUAACCAACUACGAAUCAGAAGAAUUGGACCUGACUCUUCCAGGAAACUUCAGGGAUCUAUCAAAGCCAAUUGGUGCUUUGAACCCAAAGAGAGCUGUGUUUUACGCAGAGCGUUAUGAGACGUGGGAAGAUGAUCAAAGCCCACCCUACCAUUAUAAUACCCAUUAUUCAACAGCAACAUCUACUUUAUCCUGGCUUGUUCGAAUUGAACCUUUCACAACCUUCUUCCUCAAUGCAAAUGAUGGAAAAUUUGAUCAUCCAGAUCGAACCUUCUCGUCCGUUGCAAGGUCUUGGAGAACUAGUCAGAGAGAUACUUCUGAUGUAAAGGAACUAAUUCCAGAGUUCUACUACCUACCAGAGAUGUUUGUCAACAGUAAUGGAUAUAGUCUUGGAGUCAGAGAAGAUGAAGUAGUGGUAAAUGAUGUUGAUCUUCCCCCUUGGGCAAAAAAACCUGAAGACUUUGUGCGGAUCAACAGGAUGGCCCUAGAAAGUGAAUUUGUUUCUUGCCAACUUCAUCAGUGGAUCGACCUUAUAUUUGGCUAUAAGCAGCGAGGACCAGAAGCAGUUCGUGCUCUGAAUGUUUUUCACUACUUGACUUAUGAAGGCUCUGUGAAUCUGGAUAGCAUCACUGAUCCUGUGCUCAGGGAGGCCAUGGAGGCACAGAUACAGAACUUUGGACAGACGCCAUCUCAGUUGCUUAUUGAGCCACAUCCGCCUCGGAGCUCUGCCAUGCACCUGUGUUUCCUUCCACAGAGUCCACUCAUGUUUAAAGAUCAGAUGCAACAGGAUGUGAUAAUGGUGCUGAAGUUCCCUUCAAAUUCUCCAGUAACCCAUGUGGCAGCCAACACCCUGCCCCACUUGACCAUCCCCGCAGUGGUGACAGUGACUUGCAGCCGACUGUUUGCAGUGAACAGAUGGCACAACACAGUAGGCCUCAGAGGAGCUCCAGGAUACUCCUUGGAUCAAGCCCACCAUCUUCCCAUUGAAAUGGAUCCAUUAAUUGCCAAUAAUUCUGGUGUAAACAAACGGCAGAUCACAGACCUCGUUGACCAGAGUAUACAAAUCAAUGCACAUUGUUUUGUGGUCACAGCAGAUAAUCGCUAUAUUCUUAUCUGUGGAUUCUGGGAUAAGAGCUUCAGAGUUUAUUCUACAGAAACAGGGAAAUUGACUCAGAUUGUAUUUGGCCAUUGGGAUGUGGUCACGUGCUUGGCCAGGUCCGAGUCAUACAUUGGUGGAGAUUGCUACAUCGUGUCCGGAUCUCGAGAUGCCACCCUGCUGCUCUGGUACUGGAGUGGGCGGCACCAUAUCAUAGGAGACAACCCUAACAGCAGUGACUAUCCUGCACCAAGAGCCGUCCUCACAGGCCAUGACCAUGAGGUUGUCUGUGUUUCUGUCUGUGCAGAACUUGGGCUUGUUAUCAGUGGUGCUAAAGAGGGCCCUUGCCUUGUCCACACCAUCACUGGAGAUUUGCUGAGAGCCCUUGAAGGACCAGAAAACUGCUUAUUCCCACGCUUGAUUUCUGUCUCCAGCGAAGGCCAUUGUAUCAUAUACUAUGAACGAGGGCGAUUCAGCAAUUUCAGCAUUAAUGGGAAACUUUUGGCUCAAAUGGAGAUCAAUGAUUCAACACGGGCCAUUCUCCUGAGCAGUGAUGGCCAGAACCUGGUCACCGGAGGGGACAAUGGGGUAGUAGAGGUCUGGCAGGCCUGUGACUUCAAGCAACUGUACAUUUACCCUGGAUGUGAUGCCGGCAUUAGAGCAAUGGACUUGUCCCAUGACCAGAGGACUCUGAUCACUGGCAUGGCUUCUGGUAGCAUUGUAGCUUUUAAUAUAGAUUUUAAUCGGUGGCAUUAUGAGCAUCAGAACAGAUACUGAAGAUAAAGAACCAAAAGCCAAGUUAAAGCUGAGAGCACAAGUGCUGCAUGGAAAGGCAAUAUCUCUGGUGGGAAAAACUCGUCCGCAUCGACCUCCGUUUGUGCAUUCCAUCACACCCAGCAAUAGCUGUACAUUGUAGUCAGCAACAUUUUACUUUGUGUGUUUUUUCACGACUGAACACCAGCUGCUAUCAAGCAAGCUUAUAUCAUGUAAAUUAUAUGAAUUAGGAGAUGUUUUGGUAAUUAUUUCAUAUAUUGUUGUUUAUUGAGAAAAGGUUGUAGGACGUGUCACAAGAGACUUUUGACAAUUCUGAGGAACCUUGUGUCCAGUUGUUACAAAGUUUAAGCUUUGAACCUAACCUGCAUCCCAUUUCCAGCCUCUUUUCAAGCUGAGAAAAAAAAAAAAAAAAAAAAAAACACACGUUUGAUACUUUGUACAUCAGAUGCAUCUUAUUUAAAAGGAAUACUUUUGUAAAAGUAAAACCUUGUAUAAAGAACAAAAUGUUUCUUAAUUUUAUUGUGGAGUUACAACUUGCAUGUUCCUUACUCCUGAUGGCUUGAUGGAACAGGUGCAUUCACACUAUGAAACAGAAAGAUCUGUCCAAGGACACAGCUUGUAUGAAAGGAUUGAAUUUGGGCUCCAUCAGUAAUUUUUGACAUUUUCACCAAAAUAUAGUUUGCACUUUUUAAUCUAAAUUUAUCCCUUCUGAGUGAAAUUUGCUCAUAAAGCAUUUGGAUACUAAGCCAUUAUUUGCCAUUUUGGGUACUUUAUACAAAGAAAAUUCAGCCCUACCCUGCAUAAUUUGAAGACACAGCAGAAAGGGGGCUUAGGGAUGAGGUCCUGGUUUUUCUUAUAUAAAUAGGAGUUAUGAGCGUUAGUUCUGUAGUAAUAACUUCCCAGCACCUGCACAUCUCUUCCAGAGUCAUCCCACUGGCUUGGUGUGUAUACAUCAGGGGAGGAUAAUCUGAUGCUAACUCUUUUUUUUUUCUCUUUGGUUCUUGAAUAGCUUAGUUUCUUUAAUAACAAGUCAGACUUUAUUACAACAAUAAACUGAAGUUAUUCUUUUAGGUUCUCGUGAAAUUCUCACCGAAAGCCACAUUCUUAGCCUAAGGCACUUCAUCUUUUAUGAUAUAAAAUGAUGGCUAUCAAAUGAUUUUCCAUACAUUGUACUGAUCAAGUUAUACACCCAGGGGUAUAUACACUUUCUUCAUGUUUCUUCUUUGUAUAUUUGGUGACUGUAUCGUCAUAGAUGUACAUAUUGUGUCGGUAGGGCUAUGAGGCAUGUUACAGGAAUGUAAUUUUCUCAGAAUUUACACUCACUUGCAGUCAUUUAUUUAAAAAGAUAAAACAAGAUAAUGGGUUCUUUGUAUUGGCACUUUGCACCAGAAACAUAUCAUUAUUUAUUGAUGUGAUUACUUAUUUGUUAUCCACCUUGUACUAGUGAGUUUUAGCACUGAAUUCCUUCUUCAUUGUUGUUUGUAUUUAUGAAAUUCUGAAAUUAUGGGGAAUCAGCAUAGUGAUUAAGUUAUUCAUCACCAGGCUGUAAAGCAAUAUCUUGAGUUUGUAGCUUAGAAUCGGGAGGACACUGAACAUCUGGAAGACAAGUCCAUUUCAUCUUGAGAUCAUGGUGAAAUAUUUUGGAUAUAUAAAUUCCUUAAGCUAUUGUAACCAUGUUUUAUUGCAAAGAUGUAAAAUAUGCCAGAUGUGUGUGAGUUGGAAAUCAAAAAAAGAAAAAUAAAAUAUGCAAAGAAUUCA